AUGAAGCAGGUUCGUUCUACGAGUGGCCUAGCUAGAGAAACCACAGGAGUUCUCACACAAGCUACCAACGAAGUCAACGAAGAGGAAUCCUCAUCGACGCAGAAACCGGAGGGAAUUGAACCCACUACUCUCCCCCUUUCCGAUCUCGAACAUUCCAUCAUCGGAUGGGAAAGUCAAGAUGACCCGAAAAUGCCCCUGAACUUCUCAUCAGCUCGAAAGUGGGUAAUUGUGUGGUCACUGGCUGCUAUCACUUUUAUGUCCCCUUUUUCGUCCUCUGUCUUAGCUCCCGCUAUCUCAUAUAUCAACCAAGACUUUCAUAAUACGAAUCCCACUGUAGGGCCAUUCCCUGUCAGUAUAUAUCUGCUCGGCUACGCAACAGGACCUUUAUUCUUAGCUCCGCUUUCUGAGAUCUUCGGUCGCGCUGGCGUACUCACCUUAUCCAACAUCUUUUUCUGUUUAUGGCAUAUUGGGUGUGCUUUAUCUCCGAACCUAGCCUUCCUCGUCGCGUUUCGAUUUUCCGCUGGUAUCGGAGGGAGCGGCUGUAUGACACUCGGAGGCGCGAUCAUUGGCGACUUAUUUCCUAUAGAGUCUCGCGGCGUUGCACUUAGUGUGUGGGCGCUGGGUCCACUUAUCGGGCCAACGGUCGGCCCAUUGAUAGGGGCUUUCAUUGCUGGUUCUAUCGGUUGGCGUUGGUCGUUCUGGAUUGUGUUAAUCCCAUCAGGUAUUAUCACUAUAAUUUUGGCUAUUUUUUUGCCCGAGACGAAUCAUAAGGUCCUCAUGCAACGGAAGGUCAAGCGUCUGAGCAAGGAAUGGAAACGAACCGACCUUAAAACAUGCUACGAAGCCGAUGAGUCUCGAAAGGUGUCCCAGUUGAAAAUUCUUACGAUCGGUAUGCUGAGACCGUUGAAGAUGCUCAUAUUUGCGCCUAUGAUUUUUAUUCAAUCCUUAUACGUCUCCUUCAUCUACGGCUCCGUCUACUUAAUGUACAAUUCCAUUCCCCCGACCUUCGAAUCACAAUAUCGAUGGGGUACUGGUAUUUCUGGUUUGGUUUUCAUAUCUAUCGGCGUCGGUUACAUGGUUGGCCUCUGGGCUUUUUCCAUGCUUUCGGACAGAACGGUCGUACGGUUAACUAAAGCCAAUGCCGGUGCAUUCAAACCCGAGUUUCGUCUAACUAUUAUGAUAUGGUACUCUUUCCUCUGCCCGCUCGCCUUCUUUUGGUAUGGAUGGUCGGCUCAGGUACGCACUCAUUGGAUCGUACCAAUCAUCGGAUUAUUCCCACUCGGAUUUGGUGUGAUCGGCGUCUUCAUGCCGACCCAGGCUUAUAUCAUUGACGCCUACCCUUCAUACGCCGCAUCUGGGAUCGCCGCCUUCACAGUUCUGCGUAGCGUCAUCGCUGCUUUUCUCCCGCUUUGUGGUCCGGCAUUGUUCGAUAACUUGGGAAUCGGCUGGGGAAGCUCUGUGCUUGGGUUUAUUGGCGUGGCUAUGAUACCAGUCCCUAUGAUUAUAUUCAAGUUCGGCGCAAAGUUGAGGGAGAGGUACCCCUUAAAGCUUUAA
This is a messenger RNA of Hypoxylon trugodes, 1554 nucleotides long. Its product is annotated as MFS general substrate transporter. The transcript is spliced from 2 exons. Gene Ontology annotation, molecular function: transmembrane transporter activity. The record is from RefSeq and is a predicted model, not a curated record. Lineage: Eukaryota; Fungi; Ascomycota; Sordariomycetes; Xylariales; Hypoxylaceae. Bases 1 to 1554 code for a protein of 517 amino acids. Gene Ontology annotation, biological process: transmembrane transport.